Molecule: messenger RNA, 1776 nt
Organism: Amaranthus tricolor (Joseph's coat)
Lineage: Eukaryota; Viridiplantae; Streptophyta; Magnoliopsida; Caryophyllales; Amaranthaceae
Product: F-box/LRR-repeat protein 4
Exons: 2
Coding region: 154-1464 (436 amino acids)
Biological process (GO): SCF-dependent proteasomal ubiquitin-dependent protein catabolic process
Cellular component (GO): SCF ubiquitin ligase complex
Molecular function (GO): protein binding
Source: RefSeq, a predicted model, not a curated record
GUUUAAAAACCCUAAAAAUCUUAUUUUUGUUAAUAUCUUCCCUAAUUUCAUCAACUAGCAACUGAUAAAUUGAAAAGGGGAUUAAAUUAGGGUUUCAGUCAUCACACCCUUGUCAAACUUCCUUUCUCUCCUCUGAUUCUUUACUCGGAAUCGAUGGCGAUAGUAGAAUCGCUAUUAAAGGAGACGGAAAACAGUAAUUUCAAUAGCAUCCAUGGUCAAAAUCAAAAUCAUUAUGAUUCAAGAGUGUGCAUAAACGAAACUCUUAGAGAUGACGAAUUAAGAGCUAUCUUAUCAAAAUUAGAGAGUGAUAAAGACAAAGAAGUGUUUGGAUUAGUAUGCAAAAGAUGGCUUCAUCUUCAAAGUACUGAAAGAAGGAAGAUUUGCGCACGUGCGGGACUUUACAUGCUUCGUCGUUUGGCUUCUCGCUUUCCUCGAAUUCACGAACUUGAUUAUUCCCAGUCUCUCUCUCGCUCUUUUUAUCCUGGUGUUACUGAUGAAGACCUCAAGGUUAUUGCUAAUGGCUUCCGUUGUUUACGUGUCCUUCUUCUAUCCCAUUGUAAAGGUAUUUCAGAUGCUGGACUAUUGGCAAUAGGAAGCAAUCUUCAUUCUUUGCAGUCUUUGGAUGUAUCAUGUUGCAGAAAAGUUACGGAUAAGGGAUUGUGUGGUGUAGCUGAGGGCUGUAGUGACCUAAGAAGCUUGCACCUUGCUGGCUGCAGAUUAAUUUCUGACAGUACACUGGAAGCUCUGUCCAAUAAUUGUCGUAAUCUAGAAGAACUGGUCCUUCAAGGGUGCAUUAACAUAACAGAUUAUGGGCUUACUGUUCUUGUUAGUGGAUGUAGACACAUCAAGCAUUUAGAUGUAAACAAAUGCACCCAUGUAGGCGAUGCUGGUAUCUCUAGCAUUUCAGAAGCUUGUUCUGCCUCUCUAAGGACUCUAAAGAUGUUGGACUGCUACAAAGUUGGAGAUGCUGGUAUCUCAAUCUUGGCCAAGUUUUGCAAGAGUCUGGAGACUUUAAUUAUUGGUGGUCUGCGGGAUAUAACUGAUGCAGCUGUAAAGUCAUUAGUGCUUUCUUGUCAUUCCAGCCUUAAGAAUUUGCGGAUGGAUUGGUGUUUAAGUGUCACUGAUUCUUCACUGAGCUGUAUUCUAAACCAUUGCAAAAAUUUACAAGCACUCGACAUUGGUUGUUGUGAAGAGGUGACUGAUGCUGCUUUUCACGGAUUAGGCACAGGAGAUUUUGCAGAAAAUCUAAAGGUCUUGAAGGUGAGUAAUUGCCCAAAGAUCACAGUUUCUGGAAUAUCCGUGAUCCUAGAUUCUUGCAAACUUUUAGAAUACCUUGAUGUUCGAUCAUGCCCACAUAUAACUAAGGCUGGUCUUGAUGAGGCUGGAAUUCAGCUCCCUGAAACCUGUAAUGUUAAUUAUAAUGGAAACUUAACAGAGCCAGAUGUUCCUUCGAGCAUUUUAUAAUCUUGGGAGUUUGAAUUAGCUUUCUGCUAUUUCCCAAUGCGGACGAAGUAAGGGUUAUGCUAGGUACUAUCCUCUUACCAUUCUCUGCUUACGGUGCAGGCUUUCAUCUUAUUUCUAUAGCUAUGUAUUUUACUGAUGAAGAAUUCUCUGUAUAGUUUGCUUUGUGAAAUGUACAUUAUUUUCUUUGCAACUUUGGUUGUUGAUCAUCAUGGCGAUAAUAAUGUUUAAGAUGUGACACAAUUUAGCUUCAGUAGUUGUAUGGACUAUGAUAUAAUAAUAAUAUUGUUAUGACUUAUUGGGUCAUUUUAGUAA